Mucor velutinosus is the source of this 2505-nucleotide messenger RNA. RefSeq lists its product as uncharacterized. Gene Ontology annotation, cellular component: transcription preinitiation complex; transcription factor TFIIH holo complex; nucleotide-excision repair factor 3 complex. Gene Ontology annotation, molecular function: hydrolase activity; ATP binding; DNA binding. The record is from RefSeq and is a predicted model, not a curated record. NCBI's taxonomy places the organism in Eukaryota, Fungi, Mucoromycota, Mucoromycetes, Mucorales, Mucoraceae. Bases 1 to 2505 code for a protein of 834 amino acids. The transcript is spliced from 9 exons. Gene Ontology annotation, biological process: nucleotide-excision repair; transcription initiation at RNA polymerase II promoter.
AUGAGUAAAAGAAGAAUUGAUGAGAUCAGUGAUGACGAAGAUGAUGAUGAUGUGCAAUUAGAUGAUACUUUGCAAUCAAAACUUUAUGUGCCAAAGAAUGCAAAUCUUGAGAUCAACUCCUUGAAAUCAGGCAACGAAACAAUCAUUGAGUCCAACAAAUCUGAUUUCAUUUCUCACAUCUUUGGCCGUGAAGAUUAUACCAACCUUCCUUUGAAACAAGAUCAUGCUUCGAGACCAUUGUGGAUCAGUCCUGAAGACGGCCAUAUCAUCUUGGAGGGGUUCUCGCCUAUUGCAGAGCAGGCACAGGAUUUUUUGGUUGCUAUCAGUGAACCUGUCAGUCGUCCUGCGCAUAUUCAUGAGUACAAAUUAACACCCUAUUCCCUAUACGCUGCAGUCUCUGUAGGCUUGGAAACAGAAGAUAUUAUUGAGGUCUUGAAUCGUCUCUGCAAAGUGCCUGUGCCUGACUCUAUUACGCAGUUUAUUCGUCAGUGUACAUUGUCUUACGGCAAAGUCAAGUUGGUGUUGAAGCACAAUCGUUACUAUGUCGAAUCAUCUCAUCCCGAGACAUUGCAAAUGCUCCUUAAAGACCCCAUUAUCAGCACUGGACGUAUUGUACGCGAUGAAAAUGAUCAAAUUAUCAGUGCGCCUGCUGGAUCUGCUGUGCUCCUCGUCAAUACAAAGCCUACAGGCAAGGAUCUGACAAUUCCUGGCAUCAAAAACCCUACAAAACCGACCGAUGAUGGUAGUGUUGAAAAGAUCAAGGAGCUGACAGCCGAAGAAACCGAGCGUAAGAAGGAGGAAGAAAAGUAUUUUGGCGCAGUUGUUGGCAUUGAUAAGGAAGAUGAGGAGGAUGAUUUUGGUGGUGAACAGGUGCACUCAUUCGAGAUUGCAGCAGAGCAUGUUGAGAAUAUCAAAAAGAGAUGUAACGACAUUGACUAUCCCAUGUUGGAAGAGUAUGAUUUUCGUAAUGAUACCGUCAAUGCCAACCUUGAGAUCGAUCUCAAGCCUACAACCACCAUUCGUCCUUAUCAAGAAAAGAGUCUUUCCAAGAUGUUUGGUAACGGUCGUGCUCGUUCUGGCAUCAUUGUGCUUCCUUGUGGUGCUGGUAAAACGCUUGUUGGUAUUACUGCUGCUUGUACUAUCAAAAAGAGUUGCUUGGUACUGUGUACCUCAUCUGUGUCAGUCAUGCAAUGGAAGCAGCAGUUCUUACAGUGGAGUAGCAUCAAGGAGAACCAGGUUGCCGUGUUUACAUCGGAUUGCAAGGAAAAGUUCUCUGGUGCAUCAGGUAUCGUCAUUUCAACCUACUCAAUGGUUGCCAACAAGCGUAAGCGUUCGUACGAUGCACAAAAGAUGAUGGAGUUCCUAGAAUCUCGUGAAUGGGGUUUCUUGUUACUGGAUGAAGUGCAUGUUGUGCCAGCAAACAUGUUUCGUACUGUAGUCACCACCAUUGCUGCGCAUGCCAAGCUGGGUCUGACAGCCACUUUGGUGCGUGAAGAUGAAAAGAUUGAUGAUCUUAACUUUUUGAUCGGUCCUAAGCUGUAUGAAGCCAACUGGAUGGAUCUGGCGAGCCGUGGUCAUAUUGCCAAUGUACAGUGUGCUGAAGUAUGGUGCCCCAUGACGCCCGAGUUUUACAAAGAGUACCUCUACGAGAAUUCUCGCAAACGCACUUUGUUGUAUGUCAUGAAUCCCAAAAAGUUCCAGGCUUGCCAAUAUCUCAUUGGAUAUCAUGAAAGACGUGGUGAUAAGAUUAUUGUCUUUUCUGACAAUGUGUAUGCUCUUAUUGAAUAUGCCAAAAAACUGGGCAAGCCUUACAUUUAUGGUGGCACGGGUCAGCAAGAACGUAUGCGUAUUUUGCAGAAUUUCCAAUACAAUCCUGCUGUCAGCACCAUUUUCUUGUCCAAGGUUGGCGAUACCAGUAUCGAUUUGCCAGAAGCCACCUGUUUGAUUCAGAUCUCCUCUCAUUACGGUUCCAGACGUCAAGAAGCUCAGCGUUUGGGCCGUAUUCUGAGAGCCAAGAGACGUAACGAUGAGGGUUUCAAUGCUUUCUUUUACUCACUUGUGUCUCGCGAUACACAAGAAAUGUAUUACUCUACCAAGCGCCAACAGUUUUUGAUCGAUCAAGGUUACGCAUUCAAAGUCAUCACCAAUUUGGAGGGCAUGGACAGUGAUCCCAACAUUGUGUUUAGAACACAUCAAGAACAGAUGGAUCUUUUGAAGGCCGUGUUACUCACAAACGAUACUGAUUUGAGAGAUGAAGAGCUGAUCAAUGUGGAUGAUGUGGGCAAGAUUACAGAUCGCAAGGUCGCUGCUAAAAACCGUACAUCAGGUUUGGUUAAGAGACAAGUGACAACCACGCGAACAUUGGCUGGUGGCGAUAAUAUGGCUUAUUUGGAAUACAAUCGUAACUCGGGCGGCCAGUUUUCUGCUGGUCGUGGUCGCGGUAAUGGUGGUGCUCCUCCCAAGGAACAUCACACAUUGUUCAAGAAGUUUAUGGGGAGAAAGUAG